CUUUAUGAUACAGUGUAAUAAUUGUUUUUCUGAGACUAUAAGUGAAGCUCUAUUUCUUUGAAUAUUAUCAGUUCACCUUAAGAAUUUCCUAGAAUAUGAAAGUUUUCCUAUCAAUCGUUCUCCUCGGAGUUAUCAUAUUGCCAUCGAUUCAGGCUUGGUCCUUUGAAAAUCCAUUGAAGAAACCUCUUCAACCAUCACAAAAAAAUGAAUCCAAUCCUGAUAUUGUAGUUCCCGUUAAUACAACUUUGUAUCAAAAAUAUGUUUGCUUAAACAAUAAAGAUGGCACCCAAUUAAUUGUACCCGGAAGUUGCUCUUCGUACUACCUUUGCAAUAGUAAUGUAGCUACUGUCAAAUCCUGCAAAAAUACAACACCGUACUAUGAACCCGUUUCGAAAACUUGCGUUUCAAAGAGUACUUGUGAAGAUCGUGAGAUUUUGAUACCUGGUGGACCGGCUGGUUGUCAGGGUUUAUGUUGUGGCAAACAAACUGGCUUGUAUGUUGAUCCCACAAAUAAAACCCGGUUUUAUUUCUGUGAUAAACAUGUUGGGAUUUUACAUGCUUGUUGCGGUGGCGAACAAUUUAAUCCAAUUACUAAGGCCUGCGAUGUCCCAGCUAAUUGUCCUUAAAUGCAUUGA
Messenger RNA from Episyrphus balteatus (marmalade hoverfly), 635 nucleotides. RefSeq lists its product as uncharacterized. The coding region runs from base 96 to 626 and encodes 176 amino acids. Gene Ontology annotation, molecular function: chitin binding. The transcript has 3 exons. The record is from RefSeq and is a predicted model, not a curated record. Gene Ontology annotation, cellular component: extracellular region. NCBI's taxonomy places the organism in Eukaryota, Metazoa, Arthropoda, Insecta, Diptera, Syrphidae.